Gossypium arboreum is the source of this 1689-nucleotide messenger RNA. RefSeq names its product protein IQ-DOMAIN 12. Gene Ontology annotation, molecular function: protein binding. Bases 268 to 1497 code for a protein of 409 amino acids. NCBI's taxonomy places the organism in Eukaryota, Viridiplantae, Streptophyta, Magnoliopsida, Malvales, Malvaceae. The transcript is spliced from 6 exons. The record is from RefSeq and is a predicted model, not a curated record.
UCUUUCUCAAGUCCACUCAUUCUCCGUAGCUUUUGUCAUGGCCAGACAGCACGUGGUUCAUCUUUGUUGAAAAAACAAGGCAAUUUAUAUAUAUUUAAACCUUCAAAUUCAUUCGUAGGGUUAAAGAGCAUUGACCCACUCGGAUCAUCAUCAUCAUCAUCAUUCACCAAAAUAUAAAUGGCAUGCUGCUGAUGGGUGUACUUGGAUUUUAUUCAGCCAUUUCAAUGUCAUGAAACAAGGAAUUCAGAAAUUUUCCAUCAACUUUCAAUGGGAAAGAAAAGGUGCUGGUUUAGUUGGGUGAAGAAGAUAUUCGCUUCUGAUGCAAAACCAAAACCGGAAAAGAAAUCAAGGAGGUGGAAAUGGAUUUUUAGAAGACUGAAACUAAAGCAACACCACCUUGCACUUCCUGCACCUCAAAAAUCAUUGUGUGAAGCAAGGGAAGAGCAAAGAAAUCAUGCUUUAAACGUAGCCAUUGCAACAGCUGCCGCAGCGGAGGCUGCAAUUGCUGCCGCCCAAGCAGCGGCUGAGGUUGUGCGUCUCACAGUUGCCUCUAACCCUUCUCAUCAUUUCACUACAAUCGACAGAAACUUGGCUGCUCUUAAAAUCCAAACUGCUUAUCGGGCACACCUGGCAAGGAAAGCACUCAGGGCAUUGAAGGGAGUAGUGAAACUCCAAGCUAUUGUUCGAGGCCGAGCUGUGAGGCGUCAGGCAUUGAUUAACCGGAAGUGGUUACAGUCUGGUACAAAUAUGUACCCAAAGGUGAAGGAGAAGAGUACUUCUCCAACUAAAGUAAUCUGUCAAGACAGCAGGAGAAAACAGAGUCUCAUGAACAAAGAUGAAUUGCAGGACAAAGACAUUAAAGGGCAGUAUGCAUGCAAUAGUGAAAAGAGUUGGAAUGACAGUGUACUUUCUAAACAAGACAUUGAAGUCAAUUUUUUAAGAAGCCAGGAGGCAAUGGCCAAAAGAGAGCGUAUGAAGAAAUACUCCUACUCCCAUCGGGAGAGGCUAAAUACUCGUAUGCUUGAUGAAUUGGUGCACGUCAAAGAAGCUAAAGCUGAGGCAAAUGAAAGGGAAAGAGUGAUGACUUCGAAACUGGAUGUGCCUUCAAAUUUGAGUACAUGGGAAGUAAAUGGUCCACCUCAUGUUAGACAUAGAAAAUUGAAAAAGCAGCAAGAUACACUAAAUGGAAUGAAUCCGCUCUUUUCAUUUCCAAGAAGAUCAUUUAGUCGUACGCAGCAGAGUGUAGCCGGAGAUGAAGGUUCCAUCCCCAAUUCGCCAGUUUUUCCUAGUUAUAUGGGAGCAACAGAAUGUGCAAAAGCAAAGGCAAGGUCAAGGAGCACGCCAAGGCAACGGGUAGGAUUUUGGGAUAGUUGCUUUGAUAAUAGUGGGGCAUACAAGGGUGGACUUUCUUUGUGGUCCACUUAUGAGCGUGCGCCAUUCAGCAUCGAUGAGAGUUGUUGUCUUCCUAUGAAUCCACACAUUGGUUAUAUGACGUAACAUUUGUAAAAUGAAAAUCAGGAUGCUGGUCUCAAUAGGUGCAAUGCGUCUUUACCAGUUAUAAAAUGGCAUAAAUUCGAGAAUUACAACAGCCUCAUAUUAGAAGGAAGGUUUUUCUGUAUUUGACAAGGUAUAUAUAAUUUGUUUGUUUGCUCUAUUUUUAUUUUUUGUGGAAAAUGGGUUGUUUUGGAA